AUGUCCACGUUGUUCUUAAUCUUGUUCUUCUUCUCUCACUCCCUCUGUGUUCUGCAAACCCAAGGCCUUAAUUCAGCUGAUGAAGUCAACGACUCUCUAACGUACCUAUGGCCUCUGCCUUCCGAGUUCACCUCCGGCAACAAGACCUUUUCUGUCCACCCACAGCUCUCGCUCGUUGUGGGCGGGAACGGAGGCAACUCUAGCAUUCUCAGACUUGGGUUUGAUCGCUACAAAGCUAUUAUAUUCAAGAACAGUCAUGAGGUUUCUUCCUUUGAUAGAAUAAGGGGGAGGAGACUGUCCUAUGAUGUUACUAAACUGAAAGUUGUGGUUCAUUCAGAUAGCGAAGAUCUUCAACUUGGUGUGGAUGAGAGCUAUACUUUGUUCGUGCAGAAGAAGGAUGGCCAAUCGAUUGUUGGGGAGGCCACCAUUGAGGCAAACACAGUGUAUGGUGCUCUGCGGGCAUUAGAGACAUUCAGCCAAUUGUGUACUUUUGAUUACGGGAGUAAAUCUGUACAAGUAUACAGGGCACCCUGGUACAUACGGGACAGUCCAAGGUUUGCAUACAGAGGGCUUUUGCUUGAUACAUCAAGGCACUAUUUACCAGUUGACGUGAUUAAACAAGUAAUUGAAUCGAUGUCAUAUGCUAAACUUAAUGUUCUUCAUUGGCACGUCAUAGAUAGAGAGUCAUUUCCUCUAGAAGUACCUUCAUACCCAAAGUUGUGGAAAGGUUCAUAUACAAAGUGGGAGCGCUACACAGUUGAGGAUGCAAUUGAAAUUGUGAGCUUUGCCAAAACAAGAGGCAUUAAUGUUAUGGCAGAAGUAGAUGUCCCUGGUCAUGCAGAAUCAUGGGGCGCUGGAUAUCCUAAUCUUUGGCCUUCCACUUCCUGCAAAGAGCCACUUGAUGUAUCAAAGAGUUCAACUUUUGAUGUGGUUUCUGGAAUUCUGACAGAUAUGAGAAAGAUUUUUCCCUUUGAGCUAUUCCACUUGGGCGGUGAUGAAGUUAAUACAACUUGUUGGAGCUCCACUCGACAUGUGAAGCAAUGGCUUCAGCAACACAACAUGACUACUAAAGACGCAUAUCAGUAUUUUGUUCUCAAAGCACAAGAAAUAGCAAUUUCAAAAAAUUGGACCCCGGUAAACUGGGAAGAAACCUUCAACACCUUCCCAACAAAGCUCAAUCCAAAGACUGUAGUGCAUAACUGGUUGGGCCCAGGGGUUUGUCCGAAGGCUGUUGCCAAAGGUUUCAGAUGUAUUUUCAGCAAUCAAGGUGUUUGGUAUCUUGACCAUCUAGAUGUCCCUUGGGAAGAUACUUAUAAUGCUGAACCACUUGAAGGAAUUAAUGAUGUUUCUCAGCAAAAGCUUGUUCUUGGAGGAGAAGUAUGCAUGUGGGGUGAGACAGCUGAUACAUCAGAUGUUCAGCAAACUAUUUGGCCUCGAGCUGCUGCUGCUGCAGAGCGUUUGUGGAGCAGGAGGGAGGCAACAUCUGCACGAAAUGGUAAUUUGACUGCACUGCCUCGGCUACAAUACUUCAGAUGCCUCUUGAAUAGACGUGGAGUUCAAGCUGCUCCAGUGACCAACUUCUAUGCUCGAAGUCCUCCAAUUUGGUCUGGGUCAUGCUAUGACCAAUAA
Molecule: messenger RNA, 1629 nt
Organism: Prunus armeniaca (apricot)
Lineage: Eukaryota; Viridiplantae; Streptophyta; Magnoliopsida; Rosales; Rosaceae
Source: the annotation of a GenBank genome assembly